AUGAGAGCCUUUUACUUACACCUCAUAGCUCUGGCUUCGUUGGCCUUAGCUAAAGCGCCCAUCGUGAACAGAGAUGUCGCGGAUGGCAUUGACAAUAACUACAUCGUAGUUAUGAAACAUGCCGACCACAGCACGAUCCAGGCGCAUUACCAACAAGUCCAUACCGACUCCCAGCGCAAUGACGCCGGAAAGAAAGGAGUAGUGAGGACUUACCAGGUCCCCGGGUUCAACGCCUACCAUGUUGAAUGUGACGAUGCAACACUCGACACUAUUCGAAAGAAUCCGGCUGUUGAUUACAUUGCCAAAGAUGGCAAGGUAACAGCGCAAGCCGCUAUCCGUCGUGAUGUUCCUAAGAGAGAUACAUCACCUAAUACGUGGGGUCUCGGCCGAAUUUCUCAUCGAGAUGCUGGUGUCGCUUCAUAUGUCGACCUAAUCUCUGCUCCAACCCAUGCUUACAUAUUGGAUACCGGAAUUCGAGUGACGCAUCAGGAAUUCGGAGGUCGUGCGACGUUCGGUAAAAACUUCAUCAACGGAGCCCAGGAUGUUGACGAUAACGGCCACGGUACCCAUACGGCUGCGACUGUUGGUGGUAAUACGGUUGGUGUCGAUAACAGCACUAGACUUAUCGCUGUCAAGGUCUUGGAUCAAAACUCAUCUGGUAGCUGGUCUGGAAUCAUCGCUGGUAUGGAGUGGGCUGUGAAUGAUGCCCAGGAACAGGGAAGAAUCACUCGAUCUGUAAUCAACAUGUCGAUAGGUGGUCCCACGUUCCAGGCUCUGGAUGACGCAGUCAAGAACGCGGUAGCGGCUGGCAUGACAAUUGUCGUCGCAGCUAGUAACUACGGCGUUGAUGCAUGCACUUACAGCCCAGCUCGAGCCCCCGAAGCAAUCACAGUAGCGGCAAUUGAUGAAUCGGAUACUCGUCCCAGCUGGUCAAACUAUGGUGCUUGUGUCGAUAUCUUCGGCCCUGGAAACAACAUUUACUCCGCCUGGAAGGACAGCGAUUCAGCAUACGAGACGAUGAGCGGUACUAGUAUGGCUAGUCCCCACGUUGCUGGCCUUGUGACGUAUUUGAUGUCGCGCGAGUUCAUUUCAGGGCCCGCGAACGUUGCCAGUCGUUUACACCAACUCGGGACUCCUAACAAGGUGCAGAACCUCAACGGAAGCCCCAAUCUGAUUGCCUUCAACGGUAACAGAGCUGAGCUAUAG
Hypoxylon trugodes is the source of this 1206-nucleotide messenger RNA. RefSeq names its product subtilisin-like protein. Gene Ontology annotation, biological process: proteolysis. Bases 1 to 1206 code for a protein of 401 amino acids. Gene Ontology annotation, molecular function: serine-type endopeptidase activity. The transcript has 5 exons. The record is from RefSeq and is a predicted model, not a curated record. Lineage: Eukaryota; Fungi; Ascomycota; Sordariomycetes; Xylariales; Hypoxylaceae.